Molecule: messenger RNA, 1081 nt
Organism: Gracilinanus agilis (Agile Gracile Mouse Opossum)
Lineage: Eukaryota; Metazoa; Chordata; Mammalia; Didelphimorphia; Didelphidae
Gene: PPP1R27
Product: protein phosphatase 1 regulatory subunit 27
Exons: 3
Coding region: 161-625 (154 amino acids)
Molecular function (GO): phosphatase binding
Source: RefSeq, a predicted model, not a curated record
CUCAUCACCACUGUCCCUGGAUUGUGGGAGUUUCUCUUAAAGACCAAAGAUCUGUCUGUGCUACGUACACUCCUUUAGCUUGUACUCCCAAUUUCCCCAGACUGUCCAAGUCUUUUAGGGGCACUUAAGGAGAGUUUGCUUCUUCCCAUUGCCUGCCAGGAUGCGUUACUCAGUGCCAACCACCGCUGCCCACCGCAGUCGCUAUAAUCAGCGGCGUCUACAUGCAGAGCGUUGUGUCCGAUUUCCCAACGAUGUCCUGUUUUUGGAUCACAUUCGACAGGGUGAUUUGCGGCAGGUAGGGCGCUUCAUUCGGACUCGAAAAGUCACCCUGGAUACCAUCUAUCCCUCAGGUCUGGCUGCCCUACAUGAAGCAGUACUUUCGGGGAACCUGGACUGUGUGAAGUUGCUCAUCAAGCAUGGGGCUGACAUCCACCAGCGAGAUGAAACAGGAUGGACAGCACUGCACAUGGCCUGCAGUGAUGGCUACCCAGACAUUGCCAGAUACCUCAUCUCCCUCGGGGCUGAUGUAGAUGUAGCCAAUGACGACGGUGACUUGCCCUCUGAUCUCAUCGACCCCGACUACAAGGACCUGGUGGAGCUAUUCAAAGGGGCCACGAUGGACUGACAUCCUCUCGAUACCCACAUCCCUACGCAGAGCCCUCACUGUCCCUUCACCUUCUCCUCUCCCACCCUGGAGACCCUGAACUUGAGGCGGGGGUUGGAGCUGGAGCUGUGAUGUAUGCUAGGGAGCGAAGUUAUGCUGUUUAAUCUCUUACAGGGUUGCCCCCUCCCUAACCCCUGCCCCCUGGCCCAAGGUUCGGCACACCGGGAGGAUUGGAUUAGACUGUUCGGCAGCAGGCAUCGCCCCCUCCCUCCCCACUUGGGUAGCUGAGGCCCACGGGAGGGGCGGUGCUCGCAGACCCCAGCUGUGCCCGGCCCUAGGGAGGUCCAUGGGUUCCUCCCGGCCCUCCCAGUUUCCUCCGGUCCUUGGCCCAGAGCUUGGAUUUUCUACAGGACGUUUUCGUGUUUUAUUUCGUUUUAUAAAUCGUUGAACACUUUUUACUUUUUCAAUAAAUGUGAU